GCGGGGAGCUGCGCCGGGAACCGUGGAGCAGAAUGUCGUCGACGCGGUGGCGAGGAGGGAGAAGAGGACUUCAGAGAGGAAGAAGAAUGAAGGAAAAUCAGUGAUCGAAGCAAUCGGAGGCGAAGAAGAAGAUCUGGAACAUGAGCUUGCCGCAUUGGAUGCCUCCCAAAUCGAUCCUAUCAAAGUGGCUGCUCAAACGGAGCCCAUCAAGUUUGGACUCGAUUCCAAUCCUUCGUGCGAUGGCCGCCAUCGCGGUGUUCCCUUCUUGCGGCGCCCGCCGCCUCAAUGCUCGCCCUUGGCUCCGCGCCGUCCGCGCCGCCUCCGGCUCUUCUGCCUCCCCUUCCCCCUCUCCUCUUCCUCCGCCCUCCGGGAUCGAUGCCAUCGUAGAUGCGCCAAGUUCUGGCGCCGCUCCCCCUUCUCGCUCCUUUUUCCCGAAGCGAGGCCAGACCCUGGAGCUCGUCUGCGAGUCCCUCGCUUUCAAGGCCAAGGGAAUCUGCAAGGCCGCUGAUUCCGGAUUCGUCUUAAUGUGCGACCGCGCCCUCCCGGGCGAGCGCUUCCUCGGCCGCGUCUCCCGCAAGAAGGACAGCUAUGCCGAGGUGACGAAGCUGAAAACGAUUACUCCGCAUUGGGACGCCGUGGAACCUCCCUGUCAGUAUGCUUCGUACUGCGGAGGGUGUAAGACUCAGAAUCUUUCGUACGAGGCUCAGAUUCGAGCCAAGGAGCAACAAGUUCGGGAUUUGAUCGUUCACGUCGGCAGAUUCUCAGACAAAGAUGCUGGCUUUUCUAAGGUUAUGAAGUCUAUAGUGCCCUGCGAUCUGCUGUUCCACUACCGUAACAAGAUGGAAUUCUCAUUUGGUCAUGAAAGAUGGAUGCCGCCAGAUGUAUUGACUUCAGAGGAUAAGAUGGAGAGUGGUUAUGCUUUGGGUUUGCAUGCUCCAGGGUUCUUUUAUAAGGUCCUUCAUGUUGAGAAAUGCUUAUUACAGUCUGAAGUAGCUAACAAGGUUCUUGCAGUUUUUCAAGAUAGUUGGAUGGACCCCGAGCUGGGCCUCUUGCCAUAUAAUGUCCUUAAUCAUAGUGGAUUUCUUAAGCAUCUAAUGCUAAGAACUGGAAGAGAUGUCAAGACUGGCACACCAGAGGUCAUGGUCAACUUUGUCACGUCUUCCUACAUGCCUAGCCUGUUGAUGCCUCUCGUUGACAAAAUCAUUGCAUUUCCUGAAGUGGUCAGUGUUGUGAAUAAUGUAAACAGAUCAGUUGGGAAUACAUCCGUAGGGGAAGAAGAAUAUACUUUGUAUGGAAAAUCCUCUAUUACAGAGAUGUUAAGAGGACUUGUAUUUCAGAUAUCAGCCAAUUCCUUCUUCCAGACCAAUUCUCACCAGGCAGAGGUGCUGUACAAGCUUGUUGAAGACUGUGCUAGACUUAGAGGAGAUGGUUCAGAGAUUGUACUCGAUCUAUUUUGCGGUACAGGAAGUAUUGGUUUGAGCCUUGCAAAAAGGGUUAAGCAUGUUUAUGGAUUUGAAGUCGUGGCUGAAGCUGUUUCUGAUGCUCUCAGAAAUGCCAAGUUAAAUGGCAUCGAAAAUGCAACAUUUGUCCAAGGAGAUCUUAAUAAAAUCAGCGAUAGUUUUGGGAAGGAUUUUCCAAAACCUGACAUUGUAAUUACAGAUCCAAACCGGCCAGGCAUGCAUAUGAAGUUGAUCAAAUAUCUUCUUAAACUAAAGGCACCACGCAUUGUCUACGUCUCAUGCAAUCCAGCCACACUAGCUCGUGAUCUUGAUUACCUCUGUCAUGGUGUUACCGAGCAAGGAAUAAGCGGAUGCUACAGUUUGAAAAGUGUUCAGCCAGUUGAUAUGUUCCCUCAUACUCCCCAUAUAGAAUGUGUCUGCUUGCUGGAGCUUAGUUGAUUGUUAGCUUUAUGUCUCGUAUGCCUACCGUGGGAAUCAAUGAAAUGUUCGCUUCUCACAGCCGUUGCUACGUUGCUAUAAAUUACCGAUCAUGAUUUUGUAAACAAGAUGAGCUGCGAAAAAUAAUGUGAGCUUAAAAAGAUGCACAUUGAGAUAUUAAAAUACAACCAUGGAGGACAACUGCUUCAAUUGAACAAACAAUCAAAGGAGGUUAUUUCAUUAUGCAUGUGAAAGACAACUUUUCUUCAAACUCGCAUUGUCAAUUUUGUAAUUUCCAUAAAUCUGUUUUUUUUCCCUUUCACCUUACUGGUAAAAUUAACUUGUAUUUCCUAAUGGCUUCGAGUUUGUUAUCACUAUUUCUUAUAAUCUUCAGUGUUUUAGUGAAUUUUAGCAUCUA
Zingiber officinale is the source of this 2295-nucleotide messenger RNA. RefSeq lists its product as uncharacterized. The record is from RefSeq and is a predicted model, not a curated record. The coding region runs from base 141 to 1898 and encodes 585 amino acids. Gene Ontology annotation, biological process: RNA processing. The transcript is spliced from 12 exons. Lineage: Eukaryota; Viridiplantae; Streptophyta; Magnoliopsida; Zingiberales; Zingiberaceae.